AUGGCGGCCGCCAACGGGGAUGUCCCAUCCCUGUGGGACGAAUCGAGGCAGCUCGGCCAGCUGUUUAUGAUGGGCUUUGAGGGCACCACCAUCACCGAUCAAGUCAAGACCUUGAUUGAGAAGUACCAUGUAGGCUCAAUACUACUCAAGGCUCAGAACCUCAAAUCGGCCGAGCAAACCACUCAGCUUGUGCUUGACCUCCAGACUUUAGCCCAGCAAGCCGGCCAUCCUGUUCCACUCCUCAUCGCAUUGGAUCAAGAAAAUGGCGGAGUCAACAGCCUAUACGAUGAAGUCAACAUCCGUCAAUUUCCCAGCGCAAUGGCCGUCGCCGCCACUGGAUCCAAGAGAUUGGCCAGGGACAUAGCCAGAGCGACGGCACAGGAGCUGAAUUCUUGCGGCAUCAACUGGAUCUUGGGUCCUGUGCUUGAUGUUCUCACUAAUGCCAGAAACCAGCCUCUUGGGGUGCGGUCAAUAGGUGACGAUCCACAUGAAGUAUCAGCUUUUGGGGUUGAGUCGAUAAAGGGCUACCAGGAAGGGGGAGUCGCUACCUGUGGCAAACACUUUCCUUCUUAUGGCAACCUCGAAUUCUUUGGUGUGCCAGAUGAUGUGCCUACCAUUACGGAUUCGCUCGAGCACUUGAGCCAAAGCGCACUGGUUCCGUUCCGUGCCGCAAUUGCUCAGGGUAUCGACUCGAUGAUGGUUGGAGGAGUUGCCAUGGCGUCCUCUCAGGUCAAUGUAAUGCAUGCUUGUCUCUCGGAGCAGCUCGUCCGAGAUCUCUUGCGUCAUGAGAUGCAAUUCGAAGGGGUUGUUGUCUCGGAGUGCCUGGAAAUGGAAGCUCUUAGUCGCAAUAUCGGGAUCAGUGGCGGCACCGUCAUGGCUUUUAAAGCCGGCUGUGAUCUGAUAUUGACGUGCAGGACAUUGUCCGUCCAAGAAGACGCCAUCAACGGUCUCAAAGCGGGCUUGGAUAAUGGAAUGAUUGAACGCUAUCGAGUGCAAGAGUCUCUGCGCAGGAUUCUCAAGAUGAAAGCGAAGUACACAUCUUGGGAAAAGGCAUUUUCCCCCGCUGGGAUCGAGAAUCUUGCGCGAUUGCAACCUCUCCAUACAAGCAUUUCUAAUACUGCAUACAACAAAUCGAUCACCGUCGUCCGAGACGAGAAUCAUUACUUACCAUUAUCUAGAGUUCUUCAGCCCGAAGACGAGCUUCUCCUGCUGACUCCUCUUGUCAAACCUUUGCCCGCCUCGGCUCUGUUCCACCAGAUGCAAAGCGAGAUGUCAUCGGUGCCGACUUUUGGAAGGAGUCCGAGUGUCGACACGAACACCUCAGUCAUGAGCGGCGAACAGGUCUUUCGAGAGCUUGGAAGGUCUUUAGCCAGAUAUCGGAACGGCAAGCUUUCUCAUACUUCAUACACCGCGAACGGCGUGAGACCGUUGCAUGAGAACUUGCUGAACCGAGCACGUGGCGUGGUGGUGGUAACGGCCGAUGCCGGCCGCAAUAAGUAUCAAAAUGCCUUUGCGAAACAUGUCUCUAUGCUGUGCAAGCUGGCUGUUGGAAGAGAUGGGUCGCGCAAAGAGAAGCCAUGCGUUGUGGUUGCCGUCAGCUCUCCGUUUGAUUUCGCGUCGGACACAACGAUCGGCACGUACGUAUGCACGUACGACUUCACCGAGACUGCCUUGAGAGCCCUGGUGCAGGUACUGUACGGCGAGCUCAGCCCUGCAGGAGUGCUUCCAGGAUCGUACAGUCAAAAGCCUCCGACCAGUCAUUCUCGGCAGCAGUGGCUGGUGGAGAGUUUCAAUGAGGAACGUGACUCCGCGGCACUGGACACGUUGCUUGUUCUGGCUCAAAAUGAGCCAUCAGUCAAUGCCAGUGCGCUGAAAAAUGCCACCACCAGCACUUUUCUGCUCCACGACCCAGAUGUGGAACAGGCUCAUUUCGUGGUCAGAAACAGCAGCACGAAAGAGUUGUUUGGGUUUUGCACAACGUACUAUCUCAAAAAGACCGCCGUCGGUCAUAUUGGAGCGAUCAUCGUCGACCCUGCACGCCGAAAAAUGUCGAUAGGUCAUUCCUUGCAUGAUCGUGCUGUGCGUGCAUUGCUCCAGAAGAAAGGCAUCACCAAAUUCCAACUUGGUGUAAGAUUUCCCAACGUGUACUUGGGCAUCCCCCGGUCAGAUCCUGUCGAAUACAAAAGACUCCGUCAAUGGUUUGCCAAAUUGGGCUGGAAUACAUCGCUGUCCAAUCCUGUCGCGAUCAUGGCAUUGCAAGAUCUAGCAACGUGGUCAGCCCCUGAAGGACUUGGACAGGCAUUGGCCAAUCCCGAGGUCAAAUAUGACCUUGUGUUCGGCGCAGAGUACGCCGACGCCAUGAUGGAACACCUGACCAGGUGUGCACGUAGCGAUGUGCAAAGCAUCUAUCAAUUGGCGUUGAGCAACAAAGAAGGCGCCGGUAUCAUUCGGGCUAAACGAGCCUCAGAUCAUUCUAUUUUGGGGAGUAUUUUAAUCUGCCGGUCGGAAUCCAAGAUCGCUCGAUUCAUCCCGUCUCUGUACAAACAAGCCGGCAUGGCUUGCAUAUCUUCACCUGUGAUUUCGACCAUGUUUAGCGACCGGAUUUCCAUUUUCCAGGGGCUUAUGUUAUUGGGACUGCGUCAGCUCAAAAAGCAAGGGUUACGGACCGUCCUGCUGGAUUAUAUACGUGAAGAUGCCACCGCCAACAGUUUGGCAGCUCUAGGUUUCACCGCCGCCAACAGCUUUGAGGAAGUCUCGAGCGAUCCCGUACAUUGGACAAUGAUGUCGGGAACUUGA
Molecule: messenger RNA, 2796 nt
Organism: Capronia coronata CBS 617.96
Lineage: Eukaryota; Fungi; Ascomycota; Eurotiomycetes; Chaetothyriales; Herpotrichiellaceae
Exons: 4
Coding region: 1-2796 (931 amino acids)
Biological process (GO): peptidoglycan turnover; carbohydrate metabolic process
Molecular function (GO): hydrolase activity, hydrolyzing O-glycosyl compounds; acyltransferase activity, transferring groups other than amino-acyl groups
Source: RefSeq, a predicted model, not a curated record